Molecule: messenger RNA, 1733 nt
Organism: Cajanus cajan (pigeon pea)
Lineage: Eukaryota; Viridiplantae; Streptophyta; Magnoliopsida; Fabales; Fabaceae
Product: flavonol 3-O-glucosyltransferase UGT89B1
Molecular function (GO): UDP-glucosyltransferase activity
Source: RefSeq, a predicted model, not a curated record
UUCCCAGAAAGAAAACAUGUCCACCGCAGAAACUCACGUGCUGGCCUACCCCUUCCCUUCUUCGGGUCACGUGAUCCCCCUCUUGGAUCUCACCAAAGCCCUUCUCUCCCGCGGCGUCCAAGUCACGCUUCUCAUCACGCCCAACAACCAACCCUUACUCCCAACCAACUUCCCUCCCAACCUCCACACCCUUAUCCUCCCCGAACCUCUCUUCCCCAACCCAAACCAAAACAGGCUCGUCGCCAUCGUCACUUUCAUGCGACAACACCACUACCCCAUUAUACUAGACUGGGCCCAGGCCCAGGCCCAGGCCACUCCCCCUUCCGCCAUCCUCUCCGACUUCUUCCUCGGCUGGACCCACCUCCUCGCACGUGACCUCCACGUGCCCCGUCUCGUCUUCUCCCCCUCGGGAGCCUUCGCGCUCUCCGUCGUAUACUCCCUCUGGCGCGACCUUCCGCGAAACGACACCCCGCAAGGCCCAAACGCCGUCGUUUCAUUCCCCAACCUUCCCAAUUCCCCGGUUUUCCACUGGCACCAGUUAACCCUCCAGUUCACCAAACCCGAGAGAGGUGGCCCCGAAUGGGAGUUUCACAGAGAGAACAUACUUCUCAACAUCGACUCGCACGGCGUCGUUUUCAACUCCUUCAAUGACUUGGAACGGGUUUACCUCGACCACAUGAAGAAGGAACUCCGCCACGAAAGAGUCUGGGCCGUGGGCCCGGUUCUGCCGCUUUCCCCAUUACCCGAGGAACGAGGCGGGUCCAGCACCGUUUCGCGACACGACAUCAUGGGGUUUCUCGACUCGCGAGAAGACGGUUCGGUUGUUUACGUUUGCUUCGGGAGCCGCACUUUUCUGACGAGUCAUCAAAUGGAGGUGCUGACACGCGCGCUGGAGCUGAGUGGGGCGAGUUUCGUGUUAUCGGUGGGGGUUGCGAAGGCGAAGGAGCACGGUAAGGUGCCGUGUGGGUUUGUGGAUCGGGUGGGGGUGCGGGGGAGGGGGUUUCUGAUAGAGGGGUGGGCCCCGCAGUUGGAGAUACUGGGUCAUCGUUCGGUGGGGGCGUUUUUGACUCACUGUGGGUGGAACUCGGUGUUGGAGGGGCUGGUCUCGGGGGUGGUGAUGCUGACGUGGCCGAUGGGUGCGGAUCAGUAUACGAAUGCGAAGCUUCUGGUGGAGGAGCUGGGUGUGGCGGUUGGGGCGGCGGAGGGGGAGGAGAAGGUGCCGGAGGCGGAGGAGUUAGCGAAGAGGAUCGAGAGGGCGUUGGGGAGGUCGACGAAGGAGAGGGUGAGAGCGGAAGAGUUGAGAAACGCUGCGUUGCGUGCGGUUGGAGAGGGUGGGAGCUCGCAGAAGGAGUUGGAUGCGAUGGUGAAGGUUCUCGGUGAAGUUAAACAUGAGGGAGAUGCCACUUGAAGAAAACUAGUUUUUGUUGUUGUCAUUGGUUUUUUUUUGGAGUCUUUUGAUCGUGUUUGCGGAGUCUGUUUCUUUAACCUUGUUAUUGGUAAAUCAGUUUUUUUUUUUUUUUAAGACUAACUUCUUCCGUCAGAAGAUUUAGUGAUUAUUUUUAGUCAAGUUUGUUUUCUGAAGCACGGGUUUAUAUAAAUAUAAGACUCGAGUGAUUACUUACGUAAGUAUUGUUUGUGGCCCGGUAUGAAAAGGGGGUUGUUGUAUUAAUAUUCAUGUUUAUCCGUUUUCACACUUUUGGAAGAAAUUAAGGAGAAAACAAUUAGUUAUUGGA